CCUCGGGGAAAGAAGAGCCGGACGGAACCAGCGAAGGGAAAGGCAAGGAACAAGGGUGCCGACUUUGACUGAAAUCUGAGACGGAGGGCAGGGGAGGGCGACGUCCGCUUCUGAUUGGCCUGUGGGCAUCAUCGAACACCCACGCAGCCGCUUCGAUUGGUUGGUGCUCGCAAUUGUUGUGGCGGCAACGAAGAUUUUGCCCACGUACUUCCGAACGAGAGGCGGGGCUGUGCCCCAGCGCGCCUGCGCAACGUUCCAGGCCCCACCCGGUAGUUCAAGAACCUGCGAGGGGGCGGGGCGAAGAGGUGCUUGUUUUGGUUCUGUUUUCUUUGAAGCCGUAGGCCGGAACGAGCGUAGCAAUAAAGUUGUUGGACUUGGAGAGGCUACGACAAGCUCGCCGCGGUGCCUUAAUCUUGGACUUCACAUCCGGGUUCUCCUGCCGCGUGACCCGCGUUCCGCCGACGGUUCGAGAACCGGUGCCGCGCGCUCUUUAUCCGGGUCCCGGCGAUCCCGUCGUCCUUCGCGCACAACUGUAGCCCCCCCCCCCCAAUCCGGGUCCUCUCCCAGCGUCCCCCGCGCCGGGUUUGCUGGGGGCUACUCGGCGGUGCCGCCAUGACUAUUCUCCCCAAAAAGAAGCCGCCGCCUCCCGACGGCGACCCCGCCAACGAGCCGCCGCCGCCCGGACCGCUGCCCCCGGCGCCUCGCCGCGGCGGGGGUGUAGGCGUGGGCGGCGGCGGCACGGGUGUGGGCGGCGGCGACCGCGACCGUGACUCGGGCGUCGUGGGGGCCCGUCCUCGGGCUUCGCCACCGCCUCAAGGCCCUCUCCCGGGGCCACCGGGUGCGCUUCACCGCUGGGCGCUGGCCGUGCCGCCUGGCGCCGUGGCGGGCCCUCGGCCACAGCAGGCCUCUCCACCUCCUUGCGGGGGCCCUGGAGGUCCCGGCGGCGGUCCUGGUGAUGCGUUGGGUACAGCAGCGACGGGCGUGGGCGCGGCGGGUGUGGUGGUGGGCGUGGGCGGUGCCGUGGGUGUGGGCGGCUGCUGCUCAGGGCCGGGUCACAGCAAGCGGCGGCGUCAGGCCCCCGGGGUUGGUGCGGUUGGCGGGGGCAGUCCUGAGCGUGAGGAGGUCGGCGCAGGUUACAACAGUGAGGAUGAAUAUGAAGCGGCUGCAGCGCGCAUAGAGGCCAUGGACCCCGCCACCGUCGAGCAGCAGGAGCACUGGUUUGAAAAGGCCUUGCGAGACAAGAAGGGCUUCAUCAUCAAGCAGAUGAAGGAGGAUGGUGCCUGUCUCUUCCGGGCUGUAGCUGACCAGGUAUAUGGAGACCAGGAUAUGCAUGAGGUUGUUCGAAAGCACUGCAUGGACUAUCUGAUGAAGAAUGCUGACUACUUCUCCAACUAUGUCACAGAGGACUUUACCACCUACAUCAACCGGAAGCGGAAAAACAACUGCCAUGGCAACCACAUUGAGAUGCAGGCCAUGGCAGAGAUGUACAACCGGCCUGUGGAGGUGUACCAGUACAGCACAGAACCCAUCAAUACAUUCCAUGGGAUCCAUCAAAAUGAGGAUGAACCCAUUCGUGUCAGCUACCAUAGGAAUAUCCACUACAAUUCAGUGGUGAAUCCUAACAAGGCCACCAUUGGUGUGGGACUGGGCCUGCCAUCAUUCAAACCAGGGUUUGCAGAGCAGUCCCUGAUGAAGAAUGCCAUAAAAACAUCAGAGGAAUCAUGGAUUGAACAGCAGAUGCUGGAAGACAAGAAGCGGGCCACAGAUUGGGAGGCCACAAAUGAGGCCAUUGAGGAGCAGGUGGCCCGGGAAUCCUACUUGCAGUGGCUGCGGGAUCAAGAAAAACAGGCUCGCCAAGUCCGUGGCCCCAGCCAGCCCCGGAAAGCCAGCGCCACAUGCAGCUCUGCCACAGCAGCAGCCUCCAGUGGUCUUGAGGAGUGGACCAGCCGGUCCCCAAGGCAGCGGAGUUCAGCAUCGUCACCUGAGCACCCUGAGCUGCAUGCUGAGCUGGGCAUCAAGCCCCCUUCCCCAGGCACUGUCUUAGCUCUUGCCAAACCUCCUUCACCCUGUGCACCAGGUACAAGCAGCCAGUUCUCGACAGGGGCCGACCGGGCUACUUCCCCCCUCGUGUCCCUCUAUCCUGCUCUGGAGUGCCGGGCCCUCAUUCAGCAGAUGUCCCCCUCCGCUUUUGCAGGUCUGAAUGACUGGGAUGAUGAUGAGAUCCUAGCCUCGGUGCUGGCAGUGUCCCAACAGGAAUACCUAGACAGUAUGAAGAAAAACAAAGUGCACAGAGACCCACCCCCAGACAAGAGUUGAUGGAGACCCAGAGACUGGAGACCAUUUCCCAAUCCCUACCACUCCUGCCCUCCGGUGCCACCCCACCUUCUUUGGCUUUCUCCCAUCUUGCCUUCUUCCUUCUUUCCGCUUCUUUGGCUCCUCCCCACUUCCCUCUGGCUGGCCCACCCCUGUGCACCCUCUCAUCGCUGCCACCACCACCAUCAUCUGUCUCUUCGCCAGCUGAUAUGCCCUGUUCCCCCUGCACAGCACCAUCCCUGCAUUCCACAGGGGACUUGGGCAAGGGUGCUGAAGGUAGGCGAGGGGCACACAGAGACAAACCAACUGGCAGCCAGGCAGCCCCCGAGGAGAGACAGAUAGCAAAGUCUCCCUGCCCCCUAUUCCUUCCAAGAUCAGAAACUUGUCACCCUACCUUCAUAAAUGAUACCAGGGACGUGGGAGGAAGAAGUGGGAAAAAAUCCCCUUCCCAGUACCCUUAAAAUGUCUGAGCCUUCAAUGUUGAGUUUUUUUCUUUAUUAAAAUAUACUUUUAUCUUAUGAAAUCAAUCAGUGAUGUAGACAACAGCAUUGGCUCUAUGAAGGUGACAUCUCUCUGGUUUGGAGGCAGGUAGGCCACGGGGCACAAAGAUGUGGUUGAUGUACCUGGCCUCCAGCUCUGUGGAGAUGGGCAGGGUUUAGAGUAUGAGCCAGGGUGGGGUGGGAGGGCAGGAGGGGGCAGGUGUCAAGUGGGCUUUGGACGAGACUCUGACCUCGCUGCAUUCCUUAUGCUUCCACCACCACCACCAGUCUUUUUGGAAUCUCAGGGUGGGGGGCACCUUCGAGGAUCAUGGCCGCCACCCAGGAUUUGAGUGUGUGGGGGGGUUGGGAGCAGCCUCAGCAGAUGGGGCACUCAUGCCUUGCAGGUGUCAACAAGAUCCACCAUCUGUAAUGUCCUUGGCACAAUAAAACCAAAUGUCAGUUUC
Messenger RNA from Dama dama (fallow deer), 3256 nucleotides. It is a transcript of the gene OTUD5, whose product is annotated as OTU deubiquitinase 5. Bases 613 to 2316 code for a protein of 567 amino acids. The record is from RefSeq and is a predicted model, not a curated record. The transcript is spliced from 9 exons. Gene Ontology annotation, molecular function: K63-linked deubiquitinase activity; cysteine-type deubiquitinase activity. NCBI's taxonomy places the organism in Eukaryota, Metazoa, Chordata, Mammalia, Artiodactyla, Cervidae. Gene Ontology annotation, biological process: protein deubiquitination.